AUGAUGGCCAUCCGGAGUUACUUUGAAACCACACCCUCGGCAUUCAUGGGCAGCUACCACUGGCAAACCAAAACGCAGGCCGAUAGCAAUUCUCACUUGGUCAUCGUUAAGGACGGUUCCCAGUAUAUUACUAAUCUAACACAUGUCGAUAACCAUCGAUACUUUCUACUCUUCAACACGAUCAGUGAAAACCAGAUCGAUCGUAGUAAAGAGGCUCAAACUUAUGCAGCGGAAUACGACAAACUGAAAUCCCUGGACGCUUCACAGUUGACGGUCAGACGGGUGCGCAGGCCCACUCCCCGGUAUCCGCUGCUGGAGGAGCGGAUGGUGGAGUGGAUAAACGGCCAGCUCGUGGCUGGUCAUGAUGAGCCGACGAUCACGACCAUCCAGACAGUCGCGCGUUACUUGGCCACGCAACUGGGCAUCCGAAAUUUUACGGCCUCCAUCACCUGGGUGCAGCGUUUCCGGCGCCGCUGCGGCAAAUGAAGCAAUCAUUUUGCCAGCGUCUAACAACGAGCAAGAAAUGCAGCCA
This is a messenger RNA of Paramacrobiotus metropolitanus, 532 nucleotides long. RefSeq lists its product as uncharacterized. The transcript is spliced from 3 exons. NCBI's taxonomy places the organism in Eukaryota, Metazoa, Tardigrada, Eutardigrada, Parachela, Macrobiotidae. The coding region runs from base 1 to 486 and encodes 161 amino acids. The record is from RefSeq and is a predicted model, not a curated record.